GCCUCGGCGCCUUGCAAGCCAAUCAUGUGGAACAGCGGUGAGGAACCAAUCGUGGGGCUCGGCCACAGCGACGUUAAUGUCAGCGAGUCACGCGUCGGCGUUUGCCAAGGCAGAAGAAUCGGGGUAGACUUCAACGAACGGCCGGCGCGUGUGCGCGUGCACCUUAAGAGGGCGUGAAUAAAAUAGGUGCGAAGCCACUUUAUAGGGAUCAAGUAGCAGCCAAAUAAUGACUGUGAAAGAGGAAAACUAGUGGCGUAUUUGAUUUUUUGUUCUUUGCAAAAAAAAUGUAUGAUGACAUAAAAUAAAUGAAAAUGAAGUUACCAUUUUUUUUUCUCGUUUGAGAAUCAAACUGUUAAACAGGAGCUCACACAUAGAAAAGGACACACGGCAAGUUCAUGGUUACUGAACACACCUUGGCCGCAAGCCACAGCAUUGUGCGCGGCAGGCUGCCGUGCUAAUGCCACACAAACGGAGGAAGGAAGGAAAACAAGCCCAACAACAGCUACGAAAAGGACGAAAGAUACGGUGCCCACGCAGCAAUGACGAACGACAUGGCGAUCUGGACCCAGGCCCGAGGCAGCAUCCGAUCGAUUGGCAGAGGCAGUGCCGGCAGCGGGGGCAGCGGAGAGGAGUACGAGUGCAAGAUCUGCUACCACGCGUAUGAUCUGCGCGCGCGGCGCCCCAAACUGUUGGCGUGCAGCCACGGCGUGUGCUCGCACUGUCUCUCCCGGAUACUAAGCGGCGGCAGCGGCAGCAGCGAUGGCUCGCGCCAAAUCCCAUGCCCGUUCUGCCGUUGCCCCACGGCGGUGCCGCCCUCGCGCGACGUGUCCGCUCUGCCCGAGGACAAGGCACUCGUGGGCAGCAUGGUGGCUCGGUGGAGGCCUCCUCCUCCGCCGUCAGUUCGGCCGGCGCGCCACAACGGCGGCGGCGGCGAGAUGCUGCUCAACCCGCUGCGCCUGAAGACUUCCUCGCUGGCGCUGUGCGUGUCGGUCGACUGCCUCGCACUCAACGCGCUGAGCGGGGACCACCUCGCGGGACGCUUCCCCAACGCAGCGCUCGGCCACAACAGGGCGUCGAGCCUCGACCUCAACUGGGCGAUGGCUCGCAACCACGACCACCUUUCGGAACUCGGCCAGAUUCAGCACACGGGCGUGGGAAUAGGCUUAGACCAAAGUCAGGUGUUCACCUAUGGUCAGAACCAAGGCACGGGGUUGGCCCUGAACCUGGCAGCGCGCCAGAACUUCACCGGCGACUCCACGGCAGUAGCAAGCUCGCCGAGUGGGACGAUGGCAAACUCCGGCCGGCCGCAGAGCCACGACUCGACGUUCUCGCACGGCAGUUCCACGUCGCGGAGGGGGCUGUGCGGCAGGGCGCCCCGCCUGCUGCUCUGGCUGCUGGGCUUUGCCUACUUCAGCUCUCUGCCCGUGGGAAUCUACAUGCUGGUGAUGGAACGUGUGGCGCUCGGGGUGCUGCUCAUCAACCUCAUGCCAGCCACGCUGACCGUGGGCCUCCUGUACGGGCUGUGUCGAUGCGUCUGGCAGGAGCGAUGCGCCACGUGCGCCACUCCGUAACGGCGCCGCAGGCUUGGGCUGACCGUCACAACUUGCAGGGGAAACUCGCAAACGUCAGCAACGCAAGUCUAAACCAAAGCAAUAAAAGGGAUAAGUUUUUUUAAGGUAGCGAAAAGAAGUUACGAUUUUUGUUGAGGGCAGUACUGUGGUCCAACGCAGCACUUAAUUCCGUGGUAAUGAUGCACAAUUGAGUAGCAUGUUUGAAAAUUUGCAUACACCCGUCUGUUCUUCAAGAUGAUGAGUUUCCACUACAAUUUACCAGUCUGCAAGUACAACUAUUAUGACAAUAUCAGUGACUUUUGAUAAUAAACGAUGGCCGUGUUUUCCACAGACAAUGAUUCUACACGCAUUAACAAAAGAUUAGGGGUGAUCAAAACUGAGAGACGAUGUUGAAACGAACGUUAUUAUAACAAUGAGUUUCUCAUCAUGAUGAGUCGAUGGUAAACGGUGUACAUAAUGUAUAUCCAGAUCCAUUUCUGGCCUUGGGGAAAUGCCUUAGAGCUUGAAAAGGUGUUUGCUUUCAUCCAUAAGUCUCGUUUUACAACGGAACAUGGGCAUCGUUUUGGUGAGAAUGUUGCUCUUGAAUGCGUACUCCACCCUGGAUUCCGCUACCCUUAAAUGCUUCGCAUGCUAACGUUCAAUAUUUCUUUUUUUCCAGGAAUAUUUUAUUGCCGGGCCAAUCCAAUUUUCUCUACGACCCGCUUUUAAUCUGAACUGCCAAGGAUCAAAGUAAUUUAAAGCUUGAGACAAUGGUUCACCGCACUGUGGGUACAAGAUGCGGUGUGUGCUGUGUGAUCGAUAUGGCCAGAGUGGAAAUUAUCGAUACAAAACCAAUAACGUGAGUCCCAGAACUGAUAAAAACAUAUUUCUAUUCCCGCUUGAUGAUGGAUACCAUUUGCACAAUAAUAAGGUUAAAAAUACAAGAAGACAAAGAUAUGAGGUUUGAACAUAUUCAUAAUCCAAGUUAGUUAAGUUACUCGAGGAAAUGUAACGCUUAGGAAUAUACCCGCGACGAAGUUCCGAACGUGUUCAGAUAAACAGCUCAAUUAAGCUGCUCAUAAAAAAAUACGUCAUUGUUAUUUUUUAAAAUAAAGCUGUACAUAGAGUGAAAAAAAAAUGAUAUGCCUGUCACACACAGCCCUGCUUCGUAUCUGUCAAUAAAACGGGUCAUGAAUAAAGAAUAAUCGUGGACUGCAAAAA
Messenger RNA from Petromyzon marinus (sea lamprey), 2771 nucleotides. Lineage: Eukaryota; Metazoa; Chordata; Hyperoartia; Petromyzontiformes; Petromyzontidae. The record is from RefSeq and is a predicted model, not a curated record.